Medicago truncatula (barrel medic) is the source of this 1588-nucleotide messenger RNA. Its product is annotated as aspartic proteinase CDR1. Gene Ontology annotation, cellular component: extracellular region. Gene Ontology annotation, molecular function: aspartic-type endopeptidase activity. The transcript has a single exon. NCBI's taxonomy places the organism in Eukaryota, Viridiplantae, Streptophyta, Magnoliopsida, Fabales, Fabaceae. The record is from RefSeq and is a predicted model, not a curated record. Gene Ontology annotation, biological process: proteolysis. The coding region runs from base 47 to 1357 and encodes 436 amino acids.
AAACCAUUCAUUCAACUUCUCCCCUAUAUUUAUACUUUUAUCAACUAUGCAUGCUUUUAUAUUCUUGUUUUCUGCCUUAUGUUCACUUUAUACUCCAUCCUUUGUUGAAUCCACCAAAAACCCUAGUGGCUUCGAAGUUGAACUUAUUCAUCAUGAUUCACCAUUGUCACCCUUUUACAACUCUUCCCUUACCUCAUCGGAGUUAAUCACAAAUGCGGCCUUGCGCUCUAUUUCACGUUCAAAACGACUUUCCCUUUUUCAAAAUAAUGAGUUAAACGAAUCGCCAGAAUCUAUUAUAAUUCCAAAUGGUGGUGAUUACCUCAUGAAAAUCUAUAUUGGCACCCCACCUGUUGAAAGGCUUGCUGUUGCAGACACAGGUAGUAAUCUUAUUUGGGUACAAUGUUCCCCUUGUAAGAAAUGUUUUCCACAAGACAAACCCUAUUUUGAUCCAAACAAAUCUUCCACUUACAUGGGUUUGUCAUGUGACUCACAAUCUUGCUCAUCACUACCACUAGGCAAACAUAGAUGUGGAAAAUCAAAGAAGUGUGAGUAUUUAAUUAUUUAUGGUGAUGAGUCUUAUAGUUUUGGCGAAUUGAGUACCGAUUCCAUUGGUUUUGGUUCAAUGAAUGGUGAAGGAGAAAAAGAUGUUACAUUUCCAAAAUCAGUUUUUGGAUGUGGACUUCAAAAUGAUCUAGGGUCUGAAACUAGUCAUAAAACCACAGGUAUUGUUGGUCUAGGACUAGGGCCAUUGUCCCUAGUUUCACAACUAGGCGAUUCUAUUGGUCGAAAAUUCUCUUAUUGUUUGGUUCCUUUCGGUUCAAACUCGACUAGCAAAUUGAAAUUUGGAGAUCAAGCAAUUAUAAAAGGCAAUGGUGUUGUGUCUACUCCCCUUAUGAUCAAGUCAUCUGAUCCUUAUCAUUACUAUCUCAAUCUCGAAGGUAUCACCGUUGGACAAAAAACGGCUCAGUCAGGUCAAACUGAUGGUAAUAUAAUCAUUGAUUCAGGUACAACAUUGACGUAUCUUGAACCAAAAUUUUAUAACGAUUUCAUAGCUUCGGUGAAGGGAGUUAUUGGUGUAGAGGAAGUAAAAGAUCCUCCAUCACCAUUUACCUUUUGCUUCACCUUUGGAGAUCUAGCAAAGUUCCCUAAUUUCGUGUUUCAUUUCACGGGAGCCGAUGUUACCCUUAAACCUCAGAAAUUACUUGGUGUUCUUGGCAACAACUCGUAUUGCUUGUUGGCCAUACCAUCCAAUGAUCUUUCCAUCUUUGGAAAUAUAGCACACGUUGAUUUUCUAGUAGAAUAUGAUCUCGAAGGGAAAAAAGUUUCCUUUGCUCCAAGUGAUUGUUCCAAGAAUUAACUUUCUAAUAAGUGUUUUCUAAAUAAUUUAUAAAAUAAAGGUUUUAAAUGUGUUUUAGUGAUGUUGAUUGUUAAGACCAUGAGUCUUGAAAAAAAAGACCAUCUCAACAGUCUUAUGUGUAUUUUCUUUUUCCCUCGAAUUUUAUUGUACCUGUUCCCUUGCAUUGUAUUUGUUGUAAGUUGUAACAAUAUUACUAUUGAAUAAGAAUUUUUAUAUAGUUGAAUAAAAAAA